This is a messenger RNA of Branchiostoma belcheri (Belcher's lancelet), 1475 nucleotides long. RefSeq lists its product as uncharacterized. Bases 40 to 966 code for a protein of 308 amino acids. The transcript is spliced from 3 exons. NCBI's taxonomy places the organism in Eukaryota, Metazoa, Chordata, Leptocardii, Amphioxiformes, Branchiostomatidae. The record is from RefSeq and is a predicted model, not a curated record.
AGGUUCUUCUGUCACCGCUUCUGUGGUGUUUUUAGCUCCAUGGAGCAACAUGGCCGAGUACCCGCAGAUAUCGGCGAUCUUCUGGAACAAACGUCUGGUAAAAUAGCGGCAUGUAAGCGUGGUCUUGGGGCUCCUGCUAGAGUUUUAGAUGUGCUAAGAGAGGACGUAGAGACGCUGAGCACUCGGUCCCCCACACAUUCUGCUGACAGUCUCUCACGUAAACAGCGCAAUAUCGUCCACGACCUCAACAUUGAACUGAUGAAAUACCUUCAGAAUAUAAGGAGCAUAAUCACCCAGCUGCGCCAGCAUUACCAAUUCCUGACAGAGAUCAUCCUCCAAGUCUCCAUGGAUCUACCUGCAUUUCUAGAGGAUAUUGGUCUACAACACCUCGACGGAAACUUCAGUGAGGUGACGACCGUACAGCAGCUUUUAAACCUCAACAGUAUUGAGGGAGAGAUGAUACCCAUACAACGGCGUCGCUUGGAAAGAGAAGUUGGGAAAAUACGGGCUCGCAUGGAGAGUGAAACUGGUCUAUCAGAGAUACCACCAUUGCUGCACCAGCUGCAAGAGACAACAUUGAAUCUUACCAAGAGUUGUUUGGAUAAAUUGAACGAGUUUGUAUCUGUUACAUCAGGGUUUAAAGAGGAGCCAGGCAUAACUUGGCGGGCAUGGAUUCGUGAGUCUCUGUCUUCUAUGUGGAAUAGGUCCUCAAAUAGUGAGGACACAUCCACAGCAAUAUACAAAGAAGUUAUUGCGUGGAUAGAACAGGAACAGCUCGAUCUAUCGCCUACGUCAGCUGUCGAUAAUGUCACAUCAGACCUAACAGAAUUUGUUCUGAAGAAUGAUAUGCAAACUUUGUCGUCUUUUAAAGAGUCCAUAGAAAACAUUAGAAGUGAGUUGUCUAAUGUGAAUUCAAGCGUCAGUGAACAGUACAAUCAGGUCAUGGCAAUGGCGGAUUCCUUGUAAGUAUUUUGAAAUGGUUUGUAAAAAAAUGUGUACACGUACAUGUAUCAGCUGAAUCUUUAAAGAAUGUUUUAAAACUGUAUAUUUGCCAGCACGUACUCUGGAAAUUCGAACUGAUCAUUGUGGCAUGGACAAUUGAUUAUGAGAUACACAAUUGAAAAAGUUACUUAGUGGAAAGUAGAAACUUUUGAUAGUUUUCAAAAUCUAUUCAUGGCCACUUGCUUGAGUAACGCUUUCUUGUGUAAUUUGGCAAUGGUUGUUAUAUACAUGUGCCAGAGCACAAUGUACUGCAAAAUAAGCAUACUUUUUUUUUACUGCAACAGAACAUAUGCUGGGGAAAAUCUUGAUAUAUACAGAUCAACACUAAUAAAUACAAUAUUGCAAAAUUCACUCAGGUGAAUGUAAAGUAUGGCUCUAGUAGUGAACGUUUGCAUGUCGUUGCACGCAGGCGUACUUUGAUUUUGUUGUACCAUUUUUGUAUUUCCCUCAUGCCAACAGGUAAAAUACGAGUA